AUGGAUAAUUGUGAAGCUCUAGUUGCGAUAGACUUCGGGACUUCUAACAUUGGUUUUGCCUUUUCAUUUCCUCCGGAAAAGGAUAGGAUAUAUCUAGCAACGUCUGCUCCCGGUUCACAGCAAGGCGAAGAACCAACACCGGAAACAAACAAUGGUUCCACGAUUCAAGACGGCGCUGUUGCACUUUCUUUGGUGCAUGUUACCAAGCUGCCACAUAACCGGGUACCACCAGUUUUACUUCUGAAUGCAAACGGAACAAUUAAUGCAUUUGGAAAGCUUGCGGUGGACAGAUACGCUCAACUUGUUGUCACUAAAAAGCAUCAGGGAUACCGCUACUUUGACAAUAUCAAAAUGCAGCUUUACGAAAAUGAUAGCUUGACGCGCGAGUCAGAGUUUCAAGACGGCGAAGGCAGAAAAAUAUCCGCUUUGGGAUUAUUUUCGAAGUUAAUUCAAUACAUUGGAAAACUCGCUCUACAGUCAAUGCGAGAAACAAUAUCUAAUAAUUCUAAAGUAAAUCCUAACUCAGUAUUUUGGGUGUUGACAAUUCCAGCUAUAUGGUCUGACUCGGCCCGACAAUUCAUGCGCGAAGCAGCAGCAGAAGCUGGUAUACCACGUGACAGAAUUCGGCUGGUUCGGGAGCCAGAAGCUGCUGCUAUCUUCUGGAAGAAAGGAAUGCAGACUUCAGGAAACCUGAACAUCAAAAAGUUAUCGGUCGGCAAUAAGUAUAUUAUUGCUGAUCUUGGAGGAGGACUCGUCGAUAUUUGUGUACAUGAAAUACUUCCAGACGACAGAUUUCGAGAGCUGCACAAGGCAACCGGAAAUGAUCUUGGCGGGAAUUCCGUUGACAAUAUGUUCAUCCAAUUUUUAAUGAAGGUAGUGAGUGACAAAGUCUGGAAAAUAUUUUUUCGGCAACAGUAUUUUGACUUUGUUAAACUUAUGAGAAGCUUUGAGGAAUUCAAAAGAAAGUUUGACACAAAAACCGAGAAAAUCGUCAUUGAGCUUCCGGCGUCCCUCAUCAAACUAGCGGAACAAAAUGCCAGAUCUACCUUUUCUGACAUUGUGAAGGCUGUUGAAGAACAUGAAUAUGUUACUGUUGUAGAUGAAACAAAAUUGCAUCUUAAGAAGGAAAUAGUUGAAAGUUUUUUCAAGCCCUCCGUAGACGGGAUCGUUAGCAUGUUAACAGAUAUAUUGAAAGAAUGUAGUAAUACAGAAAUAAACAAUUUGAUAUUAGCAGGUGGAUAUUCCGCAUCUCCAUACGUUACAGAGUUUAUAAAAAUGGAAAUGGCGCGAAUGGAUGUUACACAUGUGCGGGAACAAGAGCUAGCCGUACUCAAAGGCGCCGUAUUGAUGGGCUUCGAGCCUACCGAUAUUAUAGAAAGAAGAGCGAGAUAUACGUAUGGGUUUGCUAUUGCGCGACCAUUUGAAGAGAAGAUUCAUCCGAGAAAAUUGAAGUUUUAUAGAGACGGGAAAGUUCUGUGUAGGGAUAUUUACCACAAGGUUAUAGAUAAAAAUCAGCUUUUGAAAGUUGGUGAUACAUUUAAAGUUGAAACAAGAAAUAACGACAGAAAAUUCUUCAAAUUCAAGCAACGCGAGGCAUGCGCACAACUGUUUCGUUCCACUAAAGAUGAUCCGAAAUACUGCACAAAGGAAGACGGUUGUACCGAAGUAUUCUCUUCGAAAAUUGAGGCACCGGAAAGGGUUGGUCCGAGAGGCUUUGUACCGAUUAUGUUCUUGUUGUCGGUGACACUGACUUUGAAGUUCUUGCGUUUGAUAUAUUCUCUGGAAGAAAAUACACCACAAGAAAAGAAAUCUUGUAAUACAAAAUGUACAGUUACUUUUUACAAAGUCAUUGUGCACGUUCCGUUUUCAUCAUGCAAUUUACAGCUGCACUUACAACCGUCAAGAGUUAAGUGCUGGAAUCCCAACUAUGGGUGGACCUUCGACUCAACCAAUUCGGAACACAGAAAAUUGUGGACAUGUUUCUAA
Messenger RNA from Mercenaria mercenaria, 1986 nucleotides. Its product is annotated as heat shock 70 kDa protein 12A-like. Bases 1 to 1986 code for a protein of 661 amino acids. The record is from RefSeq and is a predicted model, not a curated record. Lineage: Eukaryota; Metazoa; Mollusca; Bivalvia; Venerida; Veneridae. The transcript has a single exon. Gene Ontology annotation, molecular function: ATP-dependent protein folding chaperone; ATP binding.